AUGGGCUUGUGUCUAUGGGGAACUCUCAUGUUCCUCUCCCUCUUCGUCCACCAUCUGACGAGCCAAGAUCCCAACACCGACGCCUUUUACCUCUCUACCUUCUUGUCCAGAAUGGGUUUACCCAACUCUUCCCAAGAUCACACAUUUUCUUCUUCUUCUUUAUGUUCUUGGCCUGGAGUGGUCUGUGACUUACAGAGAGAGUACGUGCUCCACUUCUCGGCUUCUGAGUCUGACCUUUCCGGUUCCAUCCCGGACAACACCAUCGGAAAAAUGAGAAUGCUCCAAUCUUUGGAUCUCAGUGGCAACAAGAUUACGUCUCUGCCCUCGGAUUUGUGGAGUCUAGGCUCGCUCAAGCGUCUCAAUCUCUCCUCCAACAGGAUUUCUGAGAAUCUUUCCAGCAACAUAGGCAACUUCGAGUCGCUUGAGAGCCUUGAUCUUUCUUUCAACAGCUUCUACGGCGAAAUCCCUGCAGCUAUAAGCUCCCUCGUCGGUCUAACAACAAUAAAGCUCCACAACAAUGGCUUUCAGUCUCGCGUCCCUCCAGGUCUUCUCAACUGCCGAUCUCUAGUCUCCAUCGACCUCUCAUCGAACCGGCUCACCGGGCCUUUGCCUGUUGAUUUUGGCUCAGCCUUCCCACGGCUAAAAAGCUUGAACCUUUCACAGAACCUGUUACAAGGUUCAUUGAUGGGAGUCUUGCAUGAAAACGUCGAAACACUUGAUCUCAGUGAAAACCGAUUUGAUGGGCACAUAUUGCAGUUAAUAGCCGGCUACAACCACAACUUGUCAAGUCUAAUUCAUCUUGACUUGUCAGAGAAUCGUUUCGUCGGCCAUAUACUGAAAGGCCUGAGCUCAUCUCAGAAGCUGCAAUACCUUAACCUCGCGUGCAAUCGAUUCAGGGCACAAGCAUUCCCGCAAAUCACCAAGCUUUCAUCUCUACGCUAUCUGAAUCUAUCCAGGACCAAUCUGUCAAGUAUCGUUCCUCGUGAAAUCUCGCUGCUGAAUCAUCUCAAGGUUCUUGAUCUCUCCUCCAAUAAUCUUACUGGCCAUGUGCCUAUGUUGAGCCUCAAGAACAUUGAAACGCUUGACCUCUCGCUGAAUAAGCUAGAGGGAGACAUUCCAAGACCGGUUAUGGAGAAACUCCCAAAGAUGCAGAGGUUUAACUUCUCCUUCAACAAUCUUACCUUCUGCAACCCAAACUUCUCUCAAGGAGUGAUCCAGACAUCCUUCAUUGGCUCCACAAACAACUGCCCCUUCGCUGCAAAGCCAAAUGUUCAAAAGGGAACGAAAGUCAGCAAGAAGAAUACAGCGCUUAAGAUUGGCUUGGCGUUAGCAAUCUCCAUGGCGUUCUUGCUUGUUGCGCUGUUGCUCAUACUUGUGGCCUUGAGGGGUAGAAGAAAAUCAAGAACAUGGGCAACGAAGCAAGCCGCGGAACUCAACUUGUCAGACCAAAAUGAAUCAACCGAUGUCUCAGUGGUGAUGAUCGACAAGCCGUUGAUGAAGAUGACGUUUGCAGACCUCAAGGCUGCGACUUUCAACUUCGACAGAGGCGCAUUGCUGUGGGAAGGCAAGUCUGGUCCUACCUACGAAGCAGUCUUACCCGGUGGAUUCAGAGCAGCUCUGAAAGUUAUCCCAAGUGGAACCACAGUGACCGAUCACGAAGCCACGAUUGCGUUUGAGCGCCUCGCCCGUAUCAAUCACCCAAAUCUUGUCCCGCUCUGUGGAUACUGCAUAGCCGCAGAGCAACGGAUCGCGAUUUACGAAUACCUCGACAAUGUUAAUUUGCAGAGUUUGCUCCAUACAGAAGACGAUUCUGCACCGUGGAGACUCCGGCAUAAGAUAGCUUUGGGGACGGCGAGGGCGUUGGCUUUCCUCCAUCAUGGCUGCAUUCCUCCGGUGGUCCACGGGGAAGUGAAGGCUAGAACAAUCUGCUUAGACUCCAGCCAGGAACCGCAAUUAGCAGAAUUUGGUUUAGCGAAGCUCGUGGACGAGGGUUUUGCCGGAGGAUUAGACGGAUACGCACCGCCGGAUCUGGAGGAACAUGGCUCUCCGACAUUAGAAUCCGACGUUUACAGCUUUGGAGUUGUUCUGCUUGAGCUCGUGAGCGGGAAGAAGCCGGAGUGGGACUUGGUGAACUGGGUGAGAGGUCUGGUGAGGCAGGGAGAAGGAUCGAGAGCCAUCGAUCCGACGAUGCGAGAGACAGGUACGACGGAGCAGAUUGCGGAGGCGGUGAAGAUAGGGUACUUGUGCACCGCCGAUCUGCCAUGGAAGCGACCCACGAUGCAGCAGGUGGUUGGGCUUCUCAAAGACAUUUCGCCCAACAGUUGUUAA
Microthlaspi erraticum is the source of this 2328-nucleotide messenger RNA. NCBI's taxonomy places the organism in Eukaryota, Viridiplantae, Streptophyta, Magnoliopsida, Brassicales, Brassicaceae. The record is from the annotation of a GenBank genome assembly.